Fonsecaea erecta is the source of this 1575-nucleotide messenger RNA. RefSeq lists its product as hypothetical. Gene Ontology annotation, molecular function: ATP binding; protein kinase activity. The record is from RefSeq and is a predicted model, not a curated record. The transcript is spliced from 5 exons. Bases 1 to 1575 code for a protein of 524 amino acids. Lineage: Eukaryota; Fungi; Ascomycota; Eurotiomycetes; Chaetothyriales; Herpotrichiellaceae. Gene Ontology annotation, biological process: protein phosphorylation.
AUGGCGAUGGAUGGCUUUCGUGUGAAAUGGGACCCAACUGUCCUCCAGUCGUUCUUCAAACAAGCUGACCAGAAUGGCAACGAGGCCGAGUCACCCAUCAAGCACUUUUUCAGCUGGAACGAGAUCAACUCGACGGGUCUCUCCAGAACCACUGGCGAAAGGUUCCUCCAUCUUUUCGGUUCUACCCUCGACCUUCUCGACGAACACGAAUGGCGCUUGGAGAGGCCUUUGGGGAGGGGAUCGUUCGGUGCGGCGGCCCUCUUUACGAAAUUGAAUGAGAGGGAAGAAAGAACCGACGCAUUCGUGUUGAAAGUCACAGACGCCAACCCCCAAGACUUCGUCCCAAUUACGGGAAAGAAGAUAUCUUUGACCAGGGAAGCUGCCAUCAUGGCGCAAACUAAUGAUCUCGAGUCCGACCACCUGGUGCGUCUUCGUCAGUAUAAAGUUGACCAGGAAUACUGCCGAUACUACCUUGAGUUCUGCGAGUUUGACACCCUGGAGACGCUGAGGCUGAGAUACAAAGCAUGGAAUAAAUACCUCCCCGAAGCCUUCCUCUGGCACACUUUCCACUUCCUGGCACAAGCCUAUCUUGACUUUAGCGCCGGACCGUUCAGGAGUCUGAAGUUCAACAAUUUUGGGGAGACCACGCCGGGGCAGUACCUUCUGCACAAUGACAUCAAGACGGAGAACAUCUUCCUGGGCAGGAAUCCGGGCAGACAAGAGGGAACGGCCUACUAUCCCGUGCCGAAGAUUGGUGAUUUCGGCUUGGCCGUCACCACCAAUGCCAAUGAACUCACACGAAAUACCGCCCAGCUCAUACAACAAGGCACGCAGUGUUGGAAAGCGCCGGAGCAACGUAUUCACCACAUGCAAGAUUGGCGUAAUUACUAUUUCAGCGAGGAUGUCAACCCUCGGUUUCCUUCCAACAGGAGCACGUCGCUGCACCGGGUCCGUCAUGAAGCCAACGUCUGGGCCAUUGGUGCCGUCCUGUGGAAUCUGAUGACGAUGGACGAGAUAGAGGUGCUGAGCGACAAAGUCGACGAUAUCUUGCUGUGCGAAGGGCCGGCCUGGAUGAGUUUCGAUGGGACGAAUGUCCUUAACGACGUCGACUCGGAAAUCAGUAACCGUUAUAGCCCUGAACUGAUCGAGCUCAUCCAGGAAUGCCUGAGCCUAAGACCUGGUGAUCGACCGCCACCGGACCGCUUGAUUCGGGACAUCGAGAGCAUGCAUCAGUCGUUUGCACGCGAGCAAGCGUCGUUUCCACAUAGACAGGAUUCGCCGCGGCCCAUGGUGGCCUUUGAUCCGAAAGAAAUCAACGCCUACCCCGACGGCGGCGCCAAUUUCAGCAAGCAAGGUCGCUUUUGGGACGAUUUCGCUGACCACCUCCUCUGGGGACCGGAAGAAUUGGAUCUGGUCUGUCCGCCAGAAGCACCGAACUCCCUGGACUUUGACACCGACUGGCCGCAGCCGCUCCGCACGAGAAUGACCGAGCGGUGGAAAGAAGCCGUGGAAAAGAGAGCCCGUCGGCCUGCUCAAAACGUCCACCAAGGGGGCACGUCUUCCCAGGUCCUGUAA